AGUGUUUAUCUUUCUCUUUCCAACGCGGAAGGGGAUAAAAGGCUUGUUGUUUUCUGGGCAUCGCUUACUGCACUAGUUCACCGGUGCAGCAAUAGAAAACAAAAGGCUAAACUUCGUGUGAGCUGGUGCAGCAAGUUCAGCUAAAAAGAACAGGCCCCGUGCACCGUGUGUUUGUAACAGCCCGACUCCGCUGAUCUCCAAGCGACUGGAGAUAACAUGCCUCUUUGAAGUAACAAUCCUGCGGCGAUAAGCGCGCGCGAGGAGGCGCAAUGACGACCGUCGAGCUGAUAGCGGGAAGAUGCCUCUCCAUGUGCCCGGAAAAAGAGCGACGGAUGAGAGAGAGGGAGGGCUUGUUGCACAAAUACGAGACCGACGAGGACACCAGGCACACGAAGAGACCCAGGGCUGACCCGGCGAAAGCUGUAAAAUGCUUCAGCCGCUCCGCCGCCGGACAAGUUAUGACGGAUCCGAACUCGUUGCGGCCGCCACGCGUAUUACUAUCCACUGUCCGAUACUUGUUCACCAAGAUAAUCACGCGAACGGAUUUAGAUUGGGCGUCGAUAUACGACUUCGUAUUCGAUCGACUGAGAUCAGUACGACAGGAUGCGGUGAUUCAGAGAGUCGAUAUCGCCGCGAGUGCUCUUCUUUUGGAACCAGUUGUCCGAUUUCAUGUAUACGCUGCACAGAGGCUGUGCGAGAGAGACAUUUCAGAAUUCGACCCAAAGAUAAAUAGCAAGCAUUUGUUAGAAUGCAUUAAGCAGCUGCUCGUAUUGUAUGACCAACGGAGUCUCAAAGACGCGACAGAUGAUACGGAAGUACACAAAGAUCUCGAAAAACUAGCAUUAAACGACAGCCGGUCAGAGAUGGAAGCUAUAUAUAUUCUUCUUCACAUUGGAGAUCGCGAGGCCUUGCAAAGGGCUCUCACGCUUUCGUCAGAUUUGAAAAAAUCGCCGGCAAUUCGAUUAGCCACAAAGAUAUCACUUGCCUGGUACUUAAGAAACUACGUUUGUGUUCGUCAUCUGGUUAAGCAAUUACCUCCGAUAUUAGCUUGUGCAUUUUUCUGUAAUUUACAAAGCUUCAGAAGGAAUGUUCUGCAAAUCAUGAGUUCUGGCUACAAUAGCAAAGUGUUGACGUUCCCGGGACUGAAGUUGCAGGAACUUUUACUCUACAAAGAUAUAAGUAAGAUCCAGGCGGAUUGCAAGUUGUUUGGCUUGACGUUCACUAAUGAAAAUGUUUUAUUUCAAAAGUCACAGUUCAAUGAGCAAGUCUUGCUGGCCAAUCCUGAGAUGCAUUACACUUCUGCCACGCUACACAAAUUCAUACCAAAGAUUCUUUUAGAAUGUACUUCUAACGAUGAAUGUUGAAUUAAUUUUUAUAUAUUAUAAGUCUUUUAUAUACAAUUGUGGAAAUCCACUGGAUUCAGCAUGUAGAAUAGUAAAGUUUUAAUUUCCAGAAUAUUGAGCAUAAUAAUGAUCCAGCGUAAUAAAAUAGAAUGACGAAGUUUUAAUUUCAAGAAUUCCGAAGAUAUGUCUAAUAGAUACAUAUCGACACAUUUUUAAUGCGAUGUCUCUUUUCUUUCAAUCACAAAUUUGUAUUCGUCAUCAAGUAGUUACGUUGAAAGAAAAUUUAUUUGAUUACACGUUUUGUUUUAUAUGUAUAUCCAUUUUGGUUUUACAUGUAAAUAAUUUAGAAUUAAUUAGUAAUAAAUACUUGUUAUAUAAACCGUGAUCGUAUUCGAUUGCCAGAUAAUUAGACGACAGCAGAAUUAUUUGCGGACGAACCUAAAAAAAGAUCGAUACGAGAUACGACCUGUAUAUCUUUGUCUCUUUGUGACGAAUCUUUCGCUGCAACAACUCUUCUCUAUCUAAUACCAAUACUUCUACUUCCAUCGAUUAAAACGUUUUCGAUACAGAAAUUGUUAACUGUACAGUAACCGCUGGGUACGACUUAUAAAAAAAAGGUAAUAACGUGAUUGCAAAAAUGCUUUUUCCCUGGUCAGAAGGAUAUGGAAUUCGAAUCUCAUCUCGACAGUCAAUUCUUGUG
Molecule: messenger RNA, 2043 nt
Organism: Vollenhovia emeryi
Lineage: Eukaryota; Metazoa; Arthropoda; Insecta; Hymenoptera; Formicidae
Product: SAC3 domain-containing protein 1
Exons: 8
Coding region: 270-1364 (364 amino acids)
Biological process (GO): centrosome duplication; spindle assembly
Cellular component (GO): nucleus; spindle; centrosome
Source: RefSeq, a predicted model, not a curated record